AUGCACGCGCGAUCCCCCCGCAAGAACAUGCGUACGACUAGCCCCAAUCUUCGCAGCACACGCGUGACGACACUGCCAUCCGCAGUCCCUGCAGCGGGUCAUACCCUGGCGGUUGCGGCCGUUGCAGAGGUCGCAUUUGGCGGUGUGGGCGGUGAUGGUUUCGAAGGUGAUGGGGACUUCGACGGGGCCUCUGGUGCGGGAAUGCAGCCGGGCCAAAGCCGUGAGGCGAUCCAGUGGAGAAGCCCCAGGGCGGCCAUCUGCUGUCGUGGUGAGCGGGACACGGUUCCGUUGAUGGCGCCGGGGCUGGCCCCGGGGCUUCCGCUCUGA
Aspergillus candidus is the source of this 327-nucleotide messenger RNA. RefSeq lists its product as uncharacterized. Bases 1 to 327 code for a protein of 108 amino acids. The transcript is spliced from 2 exons. The record is from RefSeq and is a predicted model, not a curated record. Lineage: Eukaryota; Fungi; Ascomycota; Eurotiomycetes; Eurotiales; Aspergillaceae.